Molecule: messenger RNA, 189 nt
Organism: Penicillium hordei
Lineage: Eukaryota; Fungi; Ascomycota; Eurotiomycetes; Eurotiales; Aspergillaceae
Exons: 2
Coding region: 1-189 (62 amino acids)
Source: RefSeq, a predicted model, not a curated record
AUGGAUUCAACAGAGCCGGAAGGAAGCGCUUCCCCCAUGAUUCCCCCCCCCGUCUUUGUAGCACGUGCGUAUCAAAUCUUGAGUACAACACCAAGCCACCAAUACCCCGCUAUGCAUCCCAUAGAGAACGGCACAUGGCACGGCACGGUAAGACGGCGUGAGGUCAAGUUCUCCGCUGUAAGCAAGUAA